CUUGUCACUGUGUGGAGUACGUGUCACCAACACCUUCUACAUAUGAUCAGAUAACGCCUGCUUCAACACCACAGUGAGCUGGUGCCUUUCGUAGCCGGGUGUUAGCAUGAGAUAACAUCAGGGACGUCUGAAACUCCAUCAAGCUCCAACGACAUCGGUAACGUCACGCCAACGUUCAAGUCAUACCACGGCGUUAUCGGCGUCAGACGUUGAGGAAGCGUCACUGUUUCCUGGAUACAUCUGUUCCUGGCUGUCAGACUUUAACACAGGUAAUCAGGCGUCACGGAUCGCCCACAGCAGACAAGUCCUCACUGAUGACAGGGUUCAGCAAAAAGUGGGAAUCAAUAACACAGAUGAAUACAUUAUCCCUUCUGUGCUUAAUGUGGUGUUAAUGUCCGACCGUCAUUAAAUAGCGAUCACACCGUGAGCCGCCUCCUGGCGAGGGACCCAAUAAGGAGUUAUACAGGACUUCUCUGGAAACUAGGGUGACGGGGAAUAACUGCUCUCCCACUCCACCAUUGAGGAGCUCCACCAUAAACUUUACAGCAGGUGGAGUGCCAGCAAUGUACACAAGUUGUCCUAACUUUUAAGACCGGACUCAACUUCAAGUGAGGGCGACAAGAUGCCGACGUCCAGCCAAGCCCUCAUCCUCAUCAAGACGGACAGUGGACGGCUGUCCACAUUCUACAAGACCCGGGUCACGCCAGACAUGACCCCUCUACCGCUGUCCAGGGUCAACCUGACAGGAGAUCCUGCGGCCAGAGUCCCUUAUACCAGGCCCAAGGAAAUGGUUCACAGUCAAAGCGAGCCAUUCCAGCCAAGUAAACCCCUUGAGGGUCAGACAGUCAGCGGAUAUCGCGGGGUCCUGUCAUUCGACCCCACUCUGAAGUCAUUCCGGUGGCAGUUGCUUCCCGGCCCAACGGACCAUAAGCUGAGUCUUCAUGAACAGUCCCAGCACCCAGCGUCCCCGGACCAGGAAGAGAGUCACGUGCAGGAGGAGGUUGUGCUCAUCAACCUGGACGACCCCCCGCCACAACUCCCCCUACCCCCCGGGGUCUCCAUAGACAACUCCUACCGUCGACUACUUAAUCUCGGAUUUCCGACUUCGUCAUUUCGGGGACUAAACUCAUCCCAGAGUCCAGAGCCUUGGGACAGUGGGUUGUCGGCGCUUGACCCCAGGAGGACAGCCUCCCACAGGCCCAUGUCGGGCCGGGGCCACACCCCAGCGCAACUGGCUGACAGACACAUGUCGGCUCCAGUCAUGGACGUUCUAUCUCAACUGCGCCGGGAUGAUCCUGAUUCAAGCGUAUUUUCAGCACACACCACUCUCAACAGACUGACGGACGCACGGACCACGAGACGAAAGGUCGCCAUACCAUCCGUAGCUUCCAGGUACCAGUUGUCAUGGAAACCAGACAAUAGCACCACGCCUAGUCGCCUCGUUGCGUCGUCUCAUCGUCGUUACCACGUGAUCUUACCACCGAUUGAGGAAAGGAAGCGUGAAUUUACGGGGUCAAGGUCACGUCGGGCACGACCAGCAAGAUCUGACAUGGACAACAGGCCAGAGCUGUCACCAAGCCAAGAAAAGGCGUUCAUAGACGACGUCAAGAAGACGCAUAAACGGAAGAAAUCAAAGUUGCCAAUCAUACGCAUGCGGCGAGAGUUGCCGCCACCCGCACCACAUGCCCUGUGUUUCUGUCUGAAGAACAAACGUAGCUUCUCACACGAGGAAAUCAAGAAGAUUCUGGAGAACCAGCUAGGUACUUCCGUUAAAACCCUCAUGUUUGAUCCGCUCUACGUCCACCUGGGAGUGGAAAACACCGACGGUGCCUGUCUAUGGGUUUUCACACUGGCCGAUGACGCAAUCAAAAUCCACUUGUUGCAUCAAGGUCUAAUAUUCGAAGAAGAACGUGUGCGCGUGCGUCUCUACGACGACGUGCUGUAUGAUGAACAUGAAGCUUACCGCCUGUACCGUAGCGUGGAGGUGGAACAUCAACGUCUGCAGCUGAUGCCGUCACAACGGCGGUCCUCACAGAAGUCGCUGGGGAGUGUGCCCAGGCUGCAGAAACACGUUGCCUUCACUGGCUCUUUUUGAAUGACAAUCAUGCAUUAUCAUUUAACAUUUUAUCAAUGGCUUCAUGUUCUCCAGGUUCUGCUGAAAACGUGUAUGAAAGUUGAGUUCGUAUAAAGAUUUGUAAAUGUACCUUGUAAAUCAAAUUUCUAAUAUACUGUAUUAUUAUACUCCCUACUCCACACAAUGAAAGUAUAUUAUUUACACUUCA
This is a messenger RNA of Haliotis rufescens (red abalone), 2282 nucleotides long. RefSeq lists its product as uncharacterized. The coding region runs from base 623 to 2095 and encodes 490 amino acids. The transcript has 6 exons. Lineage: Eukaryota; Metazoa; Mollusca; Gastropoda; Lepetellida; Haliotidae. The record is from RefSeq and is a predicted model, not a curated record.